AGACGACAACAGUUGUGAUAAAAGUUUCGUGAACGAUAGAACGUAAAGCUCAUACAACGUUCGCAAUAACAUUGGCGUCGUCGUCGUGUAUUUUAAGUUUUUAAAUAAAAAAAUAUACAAUUUUGUUGUAUGAAACGAAGUGAUUAUUAGAUGAAAUUCAAUUGAGCUGCGGUAUCACGCGUGUGGGUUUUUAAUAAUUAUUGUGUGUGAGUUUACUUUUGAGUGUGGAAAAGAAAGAAAUAAAGUAAAAUAAAAUUGAAUUGAAUGAAAAAAAUAUUGUUUAUCUUUGAGAGAAUAAUAAAUAAAAUUUCAAAUUGCCUUUGAAGAAAAAAUAAUAUUGCAAAAAAAUUGUGUGUUUUUGUUUCAAAUUACAAUAAAGCAACUUGAACAACAACAGCAACAACUCUUGCAGAGGUCACGCGCUCAGUUUGUUUUUUGCCAUCAAGUGAAGGAUAAAGAAAAAGUCAAACCAAAAGUAUUUGGAAAACUUUUGUGCAGAACGCAAACUCUAACCAGUCAAGGUUGAAAAAGAAAAAAAAACAAAACGAAAUUCCAAAGAAAGUCAUAAAAAUUGUCUAGCAGGCAAUCGGAGGUACAACAAAUUCCUAAACAAUGUCAUCAACUGGGAAUCAUCAUACCCAUUUGGCCCAUCCACAAAUGGCGCCGCCACCACCCCCUCCCAAACCCAAUAAAACACCACAAGCCUAUGCCAAUGGAAAUGGAAACGGCACACUGGCGAAUGGUAGUGCCAUCAGCAAUGGCAACGGCACACUGCACGGCUCGAAUUCAAGCAUUCAGAAGCUAAACGGACGCAGUCCUUGUCACACGCCACCGCGUACCGAUCGAGAGCACGUCGUAAUGACACCCAAGGGAAAAACUGCCAACAGUACGGUGAUACUAAUCGAAAGGAAAUUGGUCGAUGAGGUCAACGAGCGGACCCAUGUGGCGGGUGGUGAUCACACAGGCAUUAUCAUCAAUAAGGAUACAGUGGCUGGUCAGAAAUCCCAAACCACCCCGGCACAGUUAUCGUUGGAAUUUCGGGUAUUCUUGGUCAGCGCCAAUACAGGCAAACAUUCACAGGAGUCGCGGACAUUACGUUUUUGGUUCCGCGAUUGGUUGAAAAAUGACGCUGAACAGGCCCAUGUAGCCCAGGACUUUUUCAAGGAGCUGGUCAGUCCAAAGGAUUUUCCAAGGGACUACGUUGGCUUCAUCAAGAAGAUUAUGAAAUUGAUGCAAAAGGGUUACGAUGAAAUUCAAUCGCUUGAAAUAGAAUUGCGAAUAUUAGAAGAAACCGCAGAGCCGCCAUCCAGACCGCCUCGUGAUGGUUACAUUAUUUACUGUUACGGCGACUGCAAUCGCAAAUUCGAGGAAGCCUUGCAGGCCCAACAGCAAACAGUGUCCAUGGAUGAAAACCAAUUCGAAUCUCCACCCCUGACACCGGAAAAAGUACUCGAACUCAUUGAGCAAGCCUAUCCAAAUCCCAUAACUCCCGAAGAUUUGGCCAAGGACUAUGGCUGGGAGGAACAAGAUGUCAUCUUGGUAUUCAUGUCUCUCAAGGAAAGGGGCCUCAUCAAAUCAAUGGAAUACAAUUCAUACACCAGAAUCCAUCAUGAAGACAAGGAGAUAAAGGUCGUCAAGCAAAUGCCAACAAUUGCAUCCAACAAACAGCCGACCAUUGCCAUUAUUACGGCACAGUAUUGUGAAAAAUUGGCCGUGGAUGCCAUGUUGGAGAACAAGGAGACCUUUGUGCGCUACACCACUGUGGAUACUCUUACUAAAGAUUCGUUAAAAAAGAAAAAGAGAAGACGUGUUGGUGAAUCUAAUGUCUAUACCCUGGGCAAUAUUGGUGCUCAUCGCAUUGUCAGCACAAAGUUACCAUCGGUGGGUAGCACUCGUGAGGCCAUGACCGCCACCGGAAAUACCACCACCCGUCUCUUGGGCACAUUCCAAAAGGUUGACUAUGUCUUUAUUGUGGGCGUGGCUGGUGGUGUACCCCAUUACACCGAUUACAAGAAACAUGUCCGCCUAGGCGAUGUCGUCAUUUCGUAUGUGGACAAGCAGCGUGCCUUGGCUAAUGGCACCGAUAAACCCUACGUCUAUGUCUACAAGAGUGGUGAGGAUGUGAAAACCUAUUUCCCCGUCAACGAUUCCCUGCAGCAGAUUGCCGAAAGUCUACAGGCCAAUAUGGAAGUGAAACGUCCCUGGGAGACGUAUAUGAGUGAAGGUUUCGAACUUUUGCAACAGAAAACCGAAAGUGAUUUCAAUCGACCUGCCGCCAAUUCGGAUAAACUCUUCAUGAGCAUUGGCAACAAUGAAGUCAUUGAGGUAUCCCACCCCAUUGGCACGGACAAUGUAGAUGGCAUACCAAAAUCACGUUUACAUUUGGGACCGAUUGGUUCAGGGCGGGAUUUGGUGCGUAACGAUGAUUUGCGUAUACAAUUUGCCAAGAAAUAUGGUCUACUGGCCACCGAUUUGGAGAUGAGCUCGGUGUUGGAUAGUAUUAUUGGUAAUUGCCGGGAGAGUUUCAUAUUGGUUAAGGGUAUUUCUGAUUACAAGGACGGCACCACAACCCGCAAAUGGCAAAACUAUGCCUCCUUGGCCGCUGCCUCGGUUGUGAAAUCCAUUAUCUGUGGCAUGGAUGCUCCUACCAAUGUUUAAGAAUUUGUUUUAAUUUUUUCUACAAUAUUUUUGUUUUUGUUUUUAAGCAUUUUUAACUAAAACAUAAGUCUUUGGACCUUACAUAAUU
Molecule: messenger RNA, 2746 nt
Organism: Musca domestica (house fly)
Lineage: Eukaryota; Metazoa; Arthropoda; Insecta; Diptera; Muscidae
Exons: 11
Coding region: 613-2658 (681 amino acids)
Biological process (GO): nucleoside metabolic process; regulation of apoptotic process
Molecular function (GO): protein binding; catalytic activity
Source: RefSeq, a predicted model, not a curated record